This is a messenger RNA of Aethina tumida (small hive beetle), 3682 nucleotides long. It is a transcript of the gene Myo31DF, whose product is annotated as unconventional myosin ID. The record is from RefSeq and is a predicted model, not a curated record. Bases 92 to 3148 code for a protein of 1018 amino acids. The transcript has 8 exons. Gene Ontology annotation, biological process: vesicle transport along actin filament; actin filament organization. Lineage: Eukaryota; Metazoa; Arthropoda; Insecta; Coleoptera; Nitidulidae. Gene Ontology annotation, cellular component: vesicle; plasma membrane; actin cytoskeleton. Gene Ontology annotation, molecular function: actin filament binding; ATP binding; microfilament motor activity.
GCGACAGCCACACGCAGUGCACGGAGACCGCGGUGAGAUGCGUUGAUCGCGAUCCCAAAUUGUUAUUAUUGUUUGUUUAUUGUGGAGUGCAAUGGCGAUGCAAAAGGAGGCCGGCGUCGGCGAUUUUGUCCUGAUGGACACCAUCGACCUGGACAGUUUCAUGAGGAAUCUGGAGCUCAGGUUCAAAAAUGGCCACAUCUACACUUAUAUUGGAGAAGUAUGUGUAUCGGUAAAUCCGUACCGGACUAUGAACAUUUACGAUCAGGCGCAUAUCAACAAAUAUAAAGACAGAGAAUUGUUCGAAAAUGUGCCCCACAUCUUCGCAAUAGCGGACGCGUCGCACAAAGUGAUGAAACAACAGGGCAGGGACACUUGUAUCGUGAUCAGCGGAGAGUCCGGCUCUGGGAAAACGGAGGCCUCGAAAAUUAUCAUGAAGUACAUUGCUGCUGUCACUAAUCAAGGGGGACAACGAGAAAUCGAACGAGUCAAAAACAUCUUAAUCCAGUCGAAUUCGAUCCUCGAAGCUUUCGGCAAUGCGAAAACGAACCGCAACGACAACUCGUCCAGAUUCGGCAAAUACAUGGACAUCCACUUCGACUUCAAAGGCGACCCGAUCGGUGGACACAUCAACAAAUACUUGUUGGAAAAAUCACGCGUCGUGCAUCAACAAUUGGGGGAGCGCAACUUCCACUGUUUCUAUCAGUUGCUGCUCGGUGCCCCGGACGACGUGCUCAGAAAACUGAACCUGUCCAGAAGUCCCGACAAUUAUUUCUUCGUCAACCAGGGCAAGGCGUCGCGUGUGGACACGAUCAACGACAAAACCGAUUACAAAACGGUCAACAGCUCCUUCAGUACCCUCCAGUUCGAUGCCAACGACCAGGACACUGUAUGGCGCAUAAUCGCGUCCAUCGUUCAUUUGGGUGACCUUCAAUUCAACAUCACCGACGAGGAGAAACUUCAGCUGAAGAAAUCGAACUCUGUGGACUACGUGGCCAAUUUAUUGCAAGUGGAGAAACGGGAACUCGAAACGGCGCUAUGCGAAAGAGUGAUUGCGGCUCGAGGGGAUGUCAUGCGAAAGGAACAUACGGAAUCUGAGGCGACUUUCGGUCGAGACGCAUUUGCUAAAGCCAUCUACGAGCGGCUCUUCGGAUGGAUCGUCGAGAAGAUCAAUGCUGCAAUCGCUGUAGAUUCGGGUAACUACGCCAAAAAUUAUAAGAGUUCGUUGAUUGGGGUUCUGGAUAUUUACGGCUUCGAAAUUUUCGACAACAAUAGUUUUGAACAGUUCUGUAUUAAUUAUUGUAACGAGAAGUUGCAGCAGUUGUUUAUUGAGUUGGUUUUGAAACAGGAACAAGAAGAGUACUUAAGGGAAGGAAUUGAGUGGAAGAACAUUGACUACUUUAAUAACCAGAUCAUCUGCGAUCUUGUAGAGGCUCCUCAUAAGGGUAUAAUUGCAAUUGUGGACGAUGCCUGCAAAAUGACAGCUGAGAAAAUAUCCGACGAACUUCUCUUGGAAAACAUGGAUAAAGUCCUAAAGGGCCAUAAACAUUACAUGUCCCGCCAGACUAAACCAUCCGAAAAAUCCUUGCAACAUAAAGUCGACUUCCGCAUAACACACUAUGCAGGCGAUGUCACUUAUUCCAUAAUCGGAUUUUUGGACAAAAACAAGGACACAUUGUUCCAAGACUUUAAACGGCUCUUGUACAGUUCCAGAGACAAGAAUAUCAGAGAAAUGUGGCCGGAAGGAGCAGAGCAUAUUACCAAAAUCACCAAGAGACCGCCCACAGCCGGUACAAUGUUCAAAAACUCGAUGGGCGCUUUGGUGCAGAAUUUGCUGAGCAAAGAACCGCAUUACGUACGAUGCAUCAAGCCCAACGAGUUGAAAUCGGCCGCUGCCUUCGACGAAGAGCGAGUCAGACAUCAAGUCUCGUAUCUGGGGUUGGUCGAGAAUGUGAGAGUGAGACGAGCCGGUUUCGCCCACCGUCAACGAUAUGACAAGUUUUUGAAACGGUAUAAAAUGUUGUCACAGUAUACAUGGCCGAAUUUCCGUGGUGGCAGUGAUCAAGAUGGUGUCCAGGUGUUGAUGAAUGAGAAUGGCUUCGAAAAAGACGUGAAAUACGGCAAGACUAAGGUGUUCAUCAAGUCGCCUAAGACCUUAUUCACCUUGGAACACAAAAGGAAUGAAUUGAUCCCGCAGUUGGUGACACUCAUUACGAAAACUUGGAGAGGUUAUAAAGCUCGCCAGGAGUACAAGAGGAUGAAGGCGCUGAUGGUGAUGGUGAAAGCCUACCGCUUGAAAAAGAUGCGGGUGUAUAUCAACGCGUUGCAACAAAAAUUUGCAAGGGCGAAAACUAUGAAAGACUACGGUAAAAGUUUGCAGUGGCCUGCACCGCCAGUGUCUCUUAAACCCACCACGGCCAUUUUGCGUGGAGCUUUUAAAAGGUGGCGUGCUUACAUGGUGCUCAAGAAGAUUCCGCGCGAAGAUUGGGGACAGAUGAAAUUAAAAAUCACCGCUGCGAGUGCGCUACUGAGGAAGCGCAAGGAAUGGGGCGUGAGCCGUAAAUGGGAGGGCAACUAUUUGGCCAUCCUCGGCGAGAACAACAACUACAGCUUGUUCAACGAAGCCGUCAACAACUUGAGGAACACCAAACACUUCACGACAGUGCUAUUCUCCUCCUAUGUUACCAAGUUUAACAAGUUCAACAAAUGCGCUGAAAGAGUGAUGCUAAUAACUGACAAAUACAUAUUCAAAUUGGACUGCGAGAAGUUCAAGAACAUGAAAGAGGGUGUGGCUUUGGACACACUCACCGGUAUCAGUGUUAGUCCAGAGCAUGAUCAGCUAAUUGUGCUGCAUUGUCCGGACGGCAAUGAUUUGGUUGUGUCCUUGCACUGUACCAAACAGGAGGACCGCAUUGGUGAAGCAGUAGCUGUCCUUUGCAACGGAUAUUUCAAGUUGAAACAAUCGGAACUUCCGGUGAACGUGUCUAAAACUAUCCAGUGUUCUUUGGGCAAAAAACAGAGACUGAUCAACAUUCAAGUUUCGUCGGCGGAACAACGUCCGAUCUUCAGGAAGGAUGGCAAUAAUAUUGCCUACGUACUACCGUCCAAUUAUGCAAUCAUGGAGAACGGCAAUAACCACAUAAAACAGUAAUGAUUGAAGUGUUUUUGUAUAGUGUAAAAUAGCAAUUUUAAUCCAAAGAAUUCAUGAAUUUAUCAAUUAACGGGAGCCUUAAGUAAACGUGCCUUUUUUAUUCAUUCUGUUUUGACUAUAAUAUUUUAUACAACGAUUUUAUAAAAUAGUAUUAAUGAUAUCUGUGUUAUCGGUAAACGCAAUUUUUUAUGCUUCCACAUAAGACUUAAUCAUAUUUUUAAUUGUUAUAAGUUAAUUUCUUUCAAGUAUUAAGAUCCAUGUACUUAAUUAUGUGAGAUUUGAGUAUUAAUUUAAUGGAUGCUCUGUGAUUUGUUGUACAUUUUCCAUAAGGCAUUUUUAUAUAUAAUUGUAUUUGUACCGUACUAUCGUUGUUCGCUGAAAGCUUUGUACUUUACUGUUUACAUCAAAUUAUUAUUAUAUUUAUUGUUUAUAAAUAAUUUUAAGUGCCAUUAUUUUUAUAAUAUUCUAAUUUUGUAUCGCCUUUAGAUACAUGUAGUCAUGCUAAAAUGUGCCUUAUUAAAACUAUAAAAAAGA